Molecule: messenger RNA, 414 nt
Organism: Penicillium riverlandense
Lineage: Eukaryota; Fungi; Ascomycota; Eurotiomycetes; Eurotiales; Aspergillaceae
Exons: 3
Coding region: 1-414 (137 amino acids)
Source: RefSeq, a predicted model, not a curated record
AUGGAGUCAGGACGCAAGAAACCACAGUCGGAACCACUCUCUGAAAGUGAGAAGCAUGAUUUCAGCACGUACGAAAAGCGGCCGCCGAACGGAUAUUUGCUUGGGAAACAUUUCAAGGAACGGACGUACUUUGAUUCCGGUGAUUUCGCUCUCUCCGCGGCUCAACAAGAAACCGACAAUGGCGCCAUUCAAACAGGCAGAGAGCAUCCCCGUCGCGAGAGCAUUUCGCACCCUUAUGCCCCUGUCCCAAGCACGAGUAACGUUGACCAACAUGCAAAUGAGGACUUGGAUAGGAAGACCGCCAGUCCAGAAAGGAGCCAUCUCCAUCAGCACACAGAUGUUGAACCUGAAGGUUCCACCACGUAUAAGGAGGAGCAGAGCAAGACUAUCUCGCAAUCUGAAGACGCCAUAUGA